Aspergillus oryzae RIB40 is the source of this 1932-nucleotide messenger RNA. Its product is annotated as pentatricopeptide repeat protein. Bases 1 to 1932 code for a protein of 643 amino acids. Lineage: Eukaryota; Fungi; Ascomycota; Eurotiomycetes; Eurotiales; Aspergillaceae. The transcript has a single exon. The record is from RefSeq and is a predicted model, not a curated record. Gene Ontology annotation, molecular function: protein binding.
AUGACGAGCACCUUUACUCUAGAGGAUUCAGAACAUAACACGUCUUACCCCGUCUCCGGAGAAAACGCACUUGACCGCCAAGUAGAUCCACCUGCGGUAUCAACCAUAUCCCACUACCACGGGAAGACGAGCCCGGCUAAAGAAUUACACGAAGCUACCUCAAAACUAUACCGUUCUGUCUUUGGAGAUUCCUUGGACUGGAAGCAGGCUGUUGAUACUGUUGUUGAUGAUGGGCAGGUUGAAUCAUCGUCACCUCGACCUGUUGUGCUUCGUAAGGACAAUAAAGAAGAUGCCGUGGAGCUCCAGUCAGUCGCGGUAUUCGUUGAAGCCUUGUGGGAUGAAAAGAAAUCCAAUCAAUAUAUUUUCCGACUGUACAGAGAUCUUCCCUACCCAGGAGUGUCGUACUUGUCAAAAAGGUCACGAGGGGCUCUUUUGCGACGGUUUGCUAACCCUCCUAACCGCCGGUGGGUUGAUGCUCGCCGCUAUCUUGGGUUAAUAGAAGACAUGGUGGCUGCAAAACUCCCUGUGUCGCGGUCAUUGUGGAGUUCUGCUAUCCAUCUGGCAGGCCGUGCAUCUGGCAAAGUGUGCAAGAGGGAUUUAGUGAGAUCAAUCGGUCUCUGGCAGCAAAUGGAGCAUGUAGCUGGAGUCAAGUCAGAUGGCGUCGUGUUUAACAUCCUUUUCGACAUAGCCAUUAAAGCUGGCCAAUUCACAGUCGCAGACCGUCUAAUGGAGGAAAUGGCGAAACGUGAAAUUGCUUUUACUCGCCCUGGAAAGGUUUCCAAAAUGUACUACUACGGCAUGCAACAGGAUGCGGAUGGCAUCCGUCAGACGUUCGAUGCCUUCGUGAGUAGUGGGGAGAUUGUUGACACAGUGGUACUAAACUGCCUGAUAGUAUCCUUUCUUCGGGCUGGGGAAACGAAGACUGCCGAGCAGUUAUAUCAUCGCAUGAUGCAGGCACAGAACACAGUUGAACUUGAUCUCGAGCAGAGGCUACAACAUGGGCCGAGUUUGACCUCAGAGUUCAUCGUUUAUCGCAAAAAGACCAGGAAGCUCAAUCGGCUUUUACAAGUAUCUGCUUCUCUUAAGGACCAACUACCUGAACACCAUCGAGCUUUGCAGGAGGCUUUUCCUAUGAUCCCCGAUACGCGGACAUUCCAUAUUCUUCUUGCUCACCACGCCUAUCGAUCGGGCAACUUGCACGCUUUCAUGUCGGUCAUAAGUGACAUGGAAAAGACCUUUUCAAUUCCACCGCGUGGAAUGAUAUAUUUGUUGCUUUUCGACGGAUUCGCUUACAAUGGCCGAAAGAGAAAGGGCUGGACUGCUGAACGGCUGUGGAACGCAUGGCGAGCGUAUCUUCGCGCUCUCUACGAAUCAAAGAACAGAUUCAAUGAUCGCUUUCAUUUUCGUACAGCAAAGCUCGUCUGGGAAAAUCCGCUAGGAAAUAGCGCUGCAUUAUUGGCAGCACAGACACCUACACUGCCAAGAAAACCAAUGGGCUUAUACACCCCAUUGCCCUCGGGCAGGUCCGAGGCAAAGACCACGUCUGAAGAACACCAGCAGGAGCAGGUAGACGAGAGUAACGAAGCAAGCAAGGAAGAUUUUGAAGAAUUAAGUGCCAAUGAUGGGACAACUGAAUUCGAUGAUGACAUUGAUACCGACGAGCUGUUCAGUUUCCGAGGCCGAGACCAGCAUGCCGAGGACGGUGAGCUUGAAGGGCUGGAGCGCCAGAUUGAGAAUGGAGUAUUUUUAGGCCGCCGGAUGAUUAUCAUCAUCCUUCGAGCAUUCGGUGCCUGCUGCGGACCUAAGGAAGUCAUGGAGGUCUGGCUGCAUAUCGAACGACUUUGGCAACCAAAAAGGCGCAAAGCGCUUGACGUCAUGGCCGUGAAAGAAGAGCUGGAGAAGCAGAUAAACAAAGGCAGUAGGAGACACUGA